Molossus molossus (Pallas's mastiff bat) is the source of this 497-nucleotide messenger RNA. It is a transcript of the gene S100A2, whose product is annotated as S100 calcium binding protein A2. Gene Ontology annotation, molecular function: transition metal ion binding; calcium ion binding. The coding region runs from base 104 to 397 and encodes 97 amino acids. Gene Ontology annotation, biological process: endothelial cell migration. Gene Ontology annotation, cellular component: cytoplasm. Lineage: Eukaryota; Metazoa; Chordata; Mammalia; Chiroptera; Molossidae. The record is from RefSeq and is a predicted model, not a curated record. The transcript is spliced from 3 exons.
CUGAAAAUGCCAAGUUGGGGGCUGGGAUAUAAAUCCCUACUCUGGGCACCUGGCCCUUUGCUUUCCUUCCUGAGUCUCUCUCUGCCAUCUGGUGUGAUCCAAGAUGUCCAGUCCCCUGGAACAGGCGUUGGCUGUGAUGGUUACUACCUUCCACAAGUACUCUGGCAAGGAGGGUGACAAGUUCAAGUUGAGUAAAGGGGAGAUGAAGGAACUUCUGCACAAGGAGCUGCCCAGCUUUGUAGGGGAGAAGGUAGAUGAGGAAGGUCUGAAGAAGCUGAUAGGCAACCUGGAUGAGAACAGUGACCAGGAAGUGGACUUCCAGGAGUAUGCUGUUUUUCUGGCCCUUGUCACCAUCAUGUGCAACGACUUCUUCCAGGGCUUCCCAGACCGGCCCUGAAGAAGAGCUCUUGGCUCCCUGUCAUGGGUCUCUUGGGCCCAGGAGGACUUUCUAUCCUUUUCAGUUUUGUACCCAAUAAACUUUUUUGUUUGUUGAUAAU